Messenger RNA from Nymphaea colorata (pocket water lily), 2002 nucleotides. RefSeq names its product probable inactive purple acid phosphatase 2. Gene Ontology annotation, molecular function: metal ion binding; acid phosphatase activity. NCBI's taxonomy places the organism in Eukaryota, Viridiplantae, Streptophyta, Magnoliopsida, Nymphaeales, Nymphaeaceae. The coding region runs from base 59 to 2002 and encodes 647 amino acids. The record is from RefSeq and is a predicted model, not a curated record. The transcript is spliced from 2 exons.
GCAAGAGGGAGCUCUCUUUCUCGCUCUUCACGAAUGCACACAGACACACAGAGCCGCCAUGAACGUCCCUGUAAGGCUUCUCCUUUGCGUCUCCCUCUUCUUCACCGCCUUCCCCCUGAAAUCAGCCGCUGCCACCGUCGUCAGCUUGGACGUGCACCCCAAAAUUUUAAAAAAGUCGGGCGAUUCAGUGAGGAUCGAGUGGAAUGGAAUCCCGACGCCGCAAUCCUUCGACUGGCUGGGAAUCUACAACCCCGCCACCUCCUCCGACGAGAACUUCAUUGGGUACGUCUAUCUUUCGACCUUCCCCACCUGGAAUUCCGGCUCAGCUUCGAUCGAUCUCCCCCUGCUGAACCUGAGAUCGACCUACCAAUUCCGGAUCUUCAGCUGGAACGAGAGCGAGAUCAGCAAUAACACGCGCCGCGACGACGACGAGAAUCCGCUGCCCGGCACCGCCCAUCUGCUGGCGACGAGCGAAGUGAUCUCCUUUGUGAACGACAAUGACCCGGCGCAGAUCCACCUCGCGUUCGGAUCGAGGGACGACGAGAUGCGGGUGCUGUUCAUCACGAGGGCCGGAAGGAGAAGCUUUGUGAGGUAUGGGCUGAAGAAGGAGGAGCAGACGGAGAUGGUGAAGGCUCGGGCAUCGACGUACUCGAGGUCGGAUAUGUGUGAUUCGCCGGCGAAUUCGGAGGCAGGCUGGAGGGAUCCGGGGUUCAUCCAUGAUGGGCUAAUGAAGAAUUUGAAGCCAGGGACGAGGUACUACUAUCAGGUUGGCAGCGACAAAGGAGGCUGGAGCUCCAUUUACAGUUUCAUUUCUAAAGACAACAAUUCCAAUGAAACAAAUGCUUUUCUUUUCGGCGACAUGGGGACUUCUCUUCCAUAUUUAACUUAUCUUCGCACUCAGGAGGAAAGCAAAUCCACUGUGAAGUGGAUCCUGCGGGACAUUGAAGAUCUUGAGGACAAGCCUGCUUUCAUCUCCCACAUCGGCGAUAUCAGUUAUGCCCGUGGUUAUGCUUGGAUAUGGGAUUCAUUCUUCACUCAGAUCGAACCCCUGGCCUCCAAAGUUCCAUAUCAUGUCUGCAUAGGCAACCAUGAGUAUGACUGGCCGUCUCAGCCAUGGCGGCCGUCGUGGUCCGCCACUGUAUAUGGGACGGACGGCGGCGGCGAGUGUGGAGUUCCUUACUCCUGGAAGUUUCACAUGCCUGGAAAUUCUUCUCUACCGACUGGGCAUGGAGACCAGGCCACCAGAAACCUGUACUACUCCAUUGAUGUUGGGGUGGUGCACUUCCUGUACAUAUCAACAGAGACCAACUUCUUUGAAGGAAGCGACCAGUAUGCUUUCAUCAAGAAUGAUCUGGAGUCUGUCAAUCGAGAGAAGACACCUUUUGUUGUGGUGCAAGGCCAUCGGCCUAUGUACACCACAAGCAGUCAACCCCGAGGUGCUCCAUUCAGAGCAACGCUUCUUGAGCACUUGGAGCCAUUGCUUGUGAGCAACAGAGUUGAUCUUGCACUCUGGGGACACGUUCACACCUAUGAGAGAUUCUGCCCUCUAAGAAAUUUCACCUGUGGUAGCCAAGAAAACAACACAGAUCCGCACUUCACUGUGCAUAUGGGAAUCGGCAUGGCUGGUCAUGAUAAUCAGGCUUCAUGGGAGGAGAGGUCUGAUCAUCCUGAACUUCCGAUCUUUCCGCAGCCGGAUCGAUCCUUGUACCGGAGUGCCGAAUUCGGCUAUGUUAGGCUUCAUGCAACAAAAGAGAAGAUGACAGUUACCUAUGUUGGAAAUCAUGAUGGAAUGACUCAUGACAGUGUUGAUAUUUCAGCACAGAACAUUCAAGAGAUUACCGUUGUUCAUUCUGAUGCUACCGGCCGUGGCCAAAUUAGAGGUGGAAUUCUUGUGGCCGGUGGGGUUCUUGCAGGGCUUGUUAUAGGCUUCCUCGUGCAUGCCAAGAAGAGAGCAAAUCGCCAAAAGCACUGGACUGCCGUAAAUACUGAUGAUGAAUUAUAG